GAUAAACCGAUAGCAGCAAAGGAAAUUUUCGAGAUUUACACCGGCUACGAUGAUUGCUUAAAAGACAAGGUGAAGCGGAUUUAUAGCUAGCAAUCGGUUGUGAUUGGUCAAAAAUAAAUCAAGUACCUCGAUGAUUGGCUUACACUGCUUGUCGUCAGUCUGCUUUCACCGGAAGUGAAACCGGAGCUAGCGUUUCGCUAACACAAAGCAAAGUCCGAGAUGUCUGACAGUGACGGACCGCCACCGGAACCCGCAGGCCUGGAAGGUCUGCCGCCACUCUACAGCAUUUCCAAGGGGGAAGUGGUCUCCGUGCAGAAUUAUGGCGCUUUUGUCCGCCUGCCAGGCUACAAAAAGGAAGGUCUGGUACACGUAAGUGAGAUGUCAGCCACGCGUAUCGAGAGCGCUGCAGAAAUUGUCGACGUGGGAGAGAAAGUGUGGAUUAAAGUCAUUGGGAGAGAGAUAAAUGGCGAAAAGAUCAAGCUGUCCUUCUCCAUGAAAGCUGUCAAUCAGGGAACCGGCCGGGACUUGGACCCCAACAACGUUAUGGCAGAGCAGGACGCGAGGCGGCGGAGGCAGUUCCGAGACCACACGGGCAACAGGAUCACGCUCGAGGCCGUACUCAACACCACCUGCGCGAAAUGUGGCUGCAAAGGCCACUUCACAAAAGACUGCUUCUCAGCACCCGGCUUGCAGUACGCGCUUGUGCCGGAAGAGGGCGACGAAGAGCCACAGCAGCGGCAACAGCAGCAGACAUCUGCCGCUGCGCCGCAGAAAGACAAAGACAAGAAGAAGAAGAAAAAGAAGGAGAAGAAGACGAAGAAGAAGAGGAAGCGAGAGAGGAAGGAGUCGGACAGCGACGGCAGCGGCAGCGACGGCGGCGAGUGCAAACCCAAGAGGCGAUGUCACGAGCGAGACGACGACAACAAGCACAAGAAGAAACACAAGAAACACAAAUCGCACAAGCACAGCUGAGACGCACGCACGCACGCCAAACGGCCGCCACAGCGGUGAGGACUGCUUUUUGUUUGAAGUUUAGGAGUAUUUUAAUGUUUUUUUUUUUAACCAUUUUUAUUUGUUUGUUGUGUUGCUGACUACAUAACCUUCAGGUUCUAAAACGUUUGGCUUCAGUUCCUGGAAUUUAAACCUGACCUAAAACCAAAGAGGUAUUGGAACUUUUGUUUCUGGUACCUUCAGUUACAUCGACUUAAAGGUCCCCGGAAGUGAAAGUAGUUUUAGCCACAUUUCCAUCUAAAGUUCCAGGAACUUCAGGUUCUGGGAAUUUUUGGUUCCAAGGACUAAAAGCAAAUUUCUGUAAAUGUAUGGUUGUCUGGGGCCAAAAGCUCCCCAGAAGCAAAGUUAUCCAUUGCAUUUCCACCGAAAAGAAAUUCUGAUUCUGGGUACUUUGCAGUCUGAGGACCUUUUAGUCCCUGGAACAUAAAGCACCCAUUUCAUGACCACCUUAAAUUGCGGGAUUGAGAGGUUCUGGGUAGUUUUUCUUGGUUCCAGGGACUAAAAAGCUCCCAAAUUUUUGUGAAGUUUUAUUUCUCCCUGCUUCACUAGAACCAAAAGUACCCAUAGUAGUUCCACUUAAAGUUUGGGGAACUUCUGGUUCUGGUACGUUGCAGUCCGACUUUAAGUCCCUGCAAACAAAUGUCCCUGGAACUGAAAGUACCCAUUGCGUAUCAACCUAAAGACUAAAGAACUUCUGGUCUUUAGCCACAUUUCCAAAUAUUAAAAAAGUUCAGGAAACUUCUGGUUCUGAGUAUUUUUUUUGGUUCCUGGGACUAAAACCCCCCGCCCCCAAAAUUUCUUCUGGUUCUUCUGGGCUAAAAGUUCCUCAGCAAAAAAGUACCCAUUGCACCCACAGUGAGAUUAUAUUAAGUUUUAAGUUAGAUUUGAUGUUUGUUUUAUGAUUUUUUAUGUGACUGACGAGACAAAACGCACACAUCCUCCAUUUUGUUAUCUGGCCACUUGUAACCAGAUAGCUGGAAGCAAUAUGGCGGGAAGUGAACGCCCCGCCUCCCAUGAAUAGAAAUCCUCAUCUAGUUUUACGAUUCUCUGCUUUCUGAUGUUUGGGGACAGUAAAAAAAAUAAAAAAUAAAAAAAAGACCACACACACAGGAAGCUGUAAAGGCACAAACAGGAAGUGUAGUGUGGCCGAUAGCCACGUUUCCUCUGUGUUUUGACUCAGGGCUCUUUUGAAUUCAACUAUUUGGAGGUUAAACCAGGGCAAAAAAAAAAAAAAAAAAAAAAAGACUAUUCUUCUCCUGUCAGUUUAAAAGAGGGCGAGAGAAAAAAAAAAAAAAAAGAUCAUUUCCAGAUGUUGCAGAGUACGUUUGGCAAGAUGCGUUUUAAAAACUCCUUGUUUGAGGAUGGGGGGGGAAAAAAAAAAAAAAAAAAAAAGCCUGUUGGGACAUGGAAGAAGAAUUUGGAGCAGUGCAGUUGACAUAAUCUGACAACUCAAGACAAAAGAAAUUGUCGCAGCGACAGCUCGUAUGUUGGAAAGCCCGCAAGUUGAGGCAGCACUCUGCAGCAAUGAGCCUUCUGGCAUUUGUCCUGCGCAAAAAAUGAGGACAAAGACAUGUGGGAAUAGAUCUUCGAGAGUGGAAUCGGAAUCCAGAGUGUCCAGCUGCGAUAAAAGGAGGGGAACGGGUGGAAUGGCGCUUGCGUUCAUUAGCGUUGAGCGAGUUGGCCUUCCCCAUCCUGACAGGCAGGAAGUGGAUUUCCCAGAAUGCCAAUUACGGAUGUGCGAUGCGGAUGCGUGUUGGUGUGGCAAAGCCUCGCUCAUUGCGGGGGAUAACCCGCGAUAAUAAAUGGUUUUGAUCCCCGAUAGCAUAGUAUGCCAUGAUUGCCGAAAAUGUAAUAAGUUGCUAUCAUAACAAGAAAUAAAAAGUGUAUGGCC
Messenger RNA from Phyllopteryx taeniolatus (common seadragon), 2902 nucleotides. RefSeq names its product zinc finger, CCHC domain containing 17 (gene zcchc17). The record is from RefSeq and is a predicted model, not a curated record. Bases 220 to 972 code for a protein of 250 amino acids. Gene Ontology annotation, biological process: RNA stabilization. NCBI's taxonomy places the organism in Eukaryota, Metazoa, Chordata, Actinopteri, Syngnathiformes, Syngnathidae. The transcript is spliced from 7 exons. Gene Ontology annotation, molecular function: zinc ion binding; RNA binding.